AUAUUACUGACAGACUAUAGAUCUAUCAUAAUGGUGCUAGUAAUCAUGUUUAAACAUGCUAGUAACCAUGGCAACCAGUCUGUGAUCAGCUCCUGUCUCUUUCUCAUUCAUGCCAUCUUGUUUUCCACCUCAGAUUAGAUCCAGUUGUCUCUGUGUUUCCUCUGCGUUCCCAGGUCUGCUGGUUGAGCCGCUCAUCUUCCUCUCUUCCUCCACUGACGGGGUCUCCACAGGCAGAAAGCAGGGGUCUGAGCUCCUCAUUGGCUCACAUUUCAGCAUCAUGUGCUCCAUCAGACCUCAGUAUGAAGGCGGCUCCUUCCAGCUCAUCUUCAGCACCUCUAACUACACUCAGAACCAGACCCUGCCAGCUGUUAAUCACUCCGCCCUCUUCCUGUUCUCUGCUGCUGGCCACGCCCACCAAGGAACCUACCGCUGCGUUUACCACGUCUACGUUUUCUCCUAUAACUUCUCCUCUAUCAGCCAGCCUCUCAACCUCACUGUCUCAGGCAAUGUCAUGGAGUCCAUGAGGAAAAGUUCUGCUUCAGUUUCAGCCUCUCCCACUGCUUUGAUCAUCAGACUGGUUGUCGUCCUGCUGGGUUUGCUGGGAUCAGUCCUGCUCCUCUACUUUAAGGCCAGGAGAAACCAGAAGUCUGGACCAGAAAACAACCAUCAUGAUGAAGGAUCCAGAGCUGAAGGCAGCUUAGAGGAGGAGACUGCAGUCUGAAGGAACCAGGAGAAAAUGAUCUUCAUUUCACAUCCGCAGGAAGGAGCAGAGACAUGUUUCAGACUCCUGGAAAUCUAUCCGUCUAUGUAUCUAUGAUAAAAUGUCUCUGUGCUCCUGCAGCAGGAAGGAAGUUCAACAUUCA
This is a messenger RNA of Xiphophorus hellerii (green swordtail), 863 nucleotides long. Its product is annotated as killer cell immunoglobulin-like receptor 2DL1. Bases 110 to 721 code for a protein of 203 amino acids. NCBI's taxonomy places the organism in Eukaryota, Metazoa, Chordata, Actinopteri, Cyprinodontiformes, Poeciliidae. The record is from RefSeq and is a predicted model, not a curated record. The transcript is spliced from 3 exons.